This is a messenger RNA of Esox lucius (northern pike), 2161 nucleotides long. RefSeq names its product fasciculation and elongation protein zeta 2 (gene fez2a). Lineage: Eukaryota; Metazoa; Chordata; Actinopteri; Esociformes; Esocidae. Gene Ontology annotation, cellular component: cytoplasm; axon. The record is from RefSeq and is a predicted model, not a curated record. The transcript is spliced from 10 exons. Bases 182 to 1357 code for a protein of 391 amino acids.
GCGCAGGCCCCCAGAAACGGUUAGAUUUACAAUAGACUGUUGCUUACACUUACCCCAGAAGGGGGCGAAAAGCAGUUUUUGAACUGGUUUAAAGAGACUGUUCGAACUGGAGGAUGCUGUGGCCUGACAUUACAUCGCCGCAUACAUAAUUUAGAGGCGCAUAGGGUUUCGCGCGGUAGCCAUGGCGGCGCCCAUUGCGCAUUUCAACGAUGAGUGGCACGAUUUUAACGAGUUUAAGCCGGCUUCAGAGCACAUGAUGCGAGUAAAUCGAGUAAACUUGUUCGUGGAAGAGGUGACAGGCGCUCUGGAGGAUAACCCUGAGCUCAAAAACAGCUUCUCGGAAGAAUUUGGCAGCUUCAAGUCCAUGGAAGAUCAGGUGAACGAUUUCGACGAGAAGUUGACGGCGUGCUUCCAAAAUUUUAACUCCGAAAGAGAAAACAUUGCCCCUUUGAAAAAUAUUACCGAGGAUACAACAUUGAAGAACGACAAGAUCUGGAAUGCUCUCACAAAUAAUUUUGGCAAUGUCGUGGCAGUGGACUGGAAACAGUCUCGAACCCGGUCCCUCCAUCUCCCUAAACUAAAUCUCAAAGACAAUCCAAGGGCGGAUGAUGUAACGUUUGAGCUGUCUGAUGAGGAGGAGCUGAGGGAACAGAUGGACAUGCACACCAUCAUCGUCUCCUGCCUCAACAACGAACCCCUCUUCACUGCAGAACAGGUGAUUGAGGAGAUAGAGGAAAUGAUGCAAGACUCUCCUGACCUGGAAGCAGAGCAAAACCACCUGUCUCCAUUAGAUUUCUCCAUGCUCACACUGGACAUCCAGCGCUCCAACCCCAACCAUUGCUCUGAAGCACGAGUGAGGAGCCUCAGUGUAGCAGAGCUGAAUGAGCUGCUAGAGGAGGUGGAGAUGGCCAUCCGAAGUUACAGUGAGGAGCUGAUACAACAGCUGGCCCUAAGGGAUGAGCUGGAGUUUGAGAAGGAGGUGAAGAACAGCUUCAUCUCUGUCCUGAUAGAUGUACAGAACCGACAGAAGGAACACAGGGAACUACUUAAGAAAAAGAAGAAACUAAAGAGCGGGAUGGGAACCCUGCAGGGCCGACAAGAGAGAACACAAGCACUCGGAUCUAGAUUCAGCAUGGAGGGAAUCUCCAGUGCAAUUCAAAAUGGCUUCCGGCAAACUUUUGGAAGUGGUGGCACAGAAAGACAGUAUCUGACUACGAUUAUCCCGUAUGAGAAAAAAGGAGGUACUCCAUCGUUGGAAGAUCUUCAGAUUCUUACCAAAAUCCUUCAGGCUAUGAAAGAUGACAGUGACAAGGUGCCCAACCUCUUGACAGACUACAUUCUCAAAGCUCUGGUGUGAGCCAUGGACUGAGUGCUUUGCCCAACAUAGACUGGAAGGACAAUACCUGCAUCGAGCUGUCAUGUCAACAAGCAAAAUGAAGAGGACUCUCACUGUGGAUUUUAUUUUUUAUAAGCACACUUAAUUUAUUCUUUGUUGCAUAAUGUUUUACCUCAAGUUGCUCCUUUUUAUCAGAACCCCUUUGUUGAUGUUUAUAACUUAUUCAGUAUUGUCUGUUUGUUGAGCAUGGUGAUUUUACAAUCCUUGUGGUAUUUGGCAAUUUAUAAUUUUUUUACUUUAAGUGCAGUGUUCAUUCAUUGUGUCAAAGUCAUAGGAAAAUACAUUUUAGUGCAGCAUCUACAUAAUGUGGCUGAUAGGGUGCUUUACUGACUUUGGCCCUGAGAUGAUGAAAGCUACAGUAUUCAUAUCCAAAGGGUUGUCUUGAACAGAUAAACGCCCCCUAUAAGCAGUGGCAAUAUCACGGAAAGGAGAAAGUUUAGGUUGGUCAAAAUAUGAUAAAAUACACUUAAUUGAACUAACAUUAUUCUGUACAACAAUAUUUUUUACUUGUAGCUAAGUUGUAGCUACCAUUGUUGUUUGAAGGAACUAGAAAGAGAACAGAACUAUAAUAAUUGCUUAGCACAGAUGUGACGACUAGCUAUGCAUGAGUGAAUAAUCACAUUUUAACUGGGUCUCAGAUACUCAGUUGAGCCCUGAAUUGUCAUACAGCCCAGAUCUGGCCUGACUGUACUCUACAACACAGGAGUACACUCUAGCUACAAAUAUGGGCAUUCUUAUAUUUAAAUAAACAAGAAAUGUAGCUGC